Messenger RNA from Megalobrama amblycephala (Wuchang bream), 1652 nucleotides. It is a transcript of the gene dnajb6a, whose product is annotated as DnaJ heat shock protein family (Hsp40) member B6a. Bases 174 to 968 code for a protein of 264 amino acids. The record is from RefSeq and is a predicted model, not a curated record. Gene Ontology annotation, molecular function: protein folding chaperone; ATPase activator activity; Hsp70 protein binding. Gene Ontology annotation, cellular component: cytoplasm; endoplasmic reticulum membrane; nucleus. Gene Ontology annotation, biological process: protein refolding; positive regulation of proteasomal ubiquitin-dependent protein catabolic process. NCBI's taxonomy places the organism in Eukaryota, Metazoa, Chordata, Actinopteri, Cypriniformes, Xenocyprididae. The transcript has 8 exons.
CAGGACGUGACGUCAAAUCCUUGCAAAAAAACCCAGAAGAUUCGUGUUGUUUCCGGACGCUUCGUUGCUUGUCACAUCAGCUCGGUACAGCGUCCCACAGGCUGAGGUUAGUCGACCAAAAACAGAGCAGCUGCCUCUGGCAGUUAAAACACAAGCCAUUGUAGUUUGUGGCCAUGGAUGAUGACUAUUACCUGGUUCUAGGAGUGCAGAAAAAUGCAUCUCCAGAUGACAUCAAAAAAGCUUACAGGAAACUAGCUCUGAGGUGGCACCCAGAUAAGAACCCAGAUAAUAAGGAGGAGGCAGAGAAGAAGUUUAAGGAGCUUUCAGAGGCGUAUGAAGUCCUGUCUGAUGCAAACAAGAGGAACUUAUACGAUCGGUAUGGAAAAGAAGGCUUAACACCAGGUGGAGGAGGAGGAAGAGGGCACUAUAAUGGCGACCACUUUGGAUUCACAUUCCGCAAUCCAGAGGAUGUCUUCAGGGAAUUCUUUGGUGGACAAGAUCCAUUUGCAGACUUCUUUGGUGGAGAUCCAUUUGGCAAUGACUUCUUUGGUGCCAGUCGGCGGCACCACCACCACCACCACCAGCACCAGCGGGGCAUGAGCAGGAGCCGGACAGGAGGGUCCUUCUUUGGGGGCUUUGGAGGAUUCCCACCUUUUGGGGCAGGGUUUUCAUCUUUUGAUGCAGGUUUCACGCCUUUUGGGCAUAUGGCAGUCGGAGGUGGUUUUACUUCCUUCUCUUCAACUUCAUUUGGUGGAGGCGGGGGCGGAGGUGGAGGUGGAGGCGGAGGCGGAGGCAUGGGCAGCUUCCGCUCUGUGUCAACCUCCACUAAAUUCAUCAAUGGGAGGAAAAUCACUACAAAAAGAAUUGUCGAGAAUGGACAGGAACGGGUAGAAGUGGAAGAAGAUGGACAGUUAAAAUCUCUAACCAUAAAUGGUAAGGAACAGCUCCUGCGAUUGGAACACAAGUAAGAUAAUGGAGCCCUUUCAGCACAAACUUGAGCUCAAACAAUGUUAGUACUGUCGUUCAGAUGUCUGUACAUUGCGUUUUUUUGCUUGUUGUUUUUUUCCUCCUUUUAUCAUUUUUAGACUGUUAUUUCUGAACAAUUUUUUUGGUUUAUAUAUUUAUAAAUGGGUUAUAUUUCAGUAUUUUGAGCAGGAUGCGUGUCAUUUUAAUUUUACUUGGGACCAUAAUGUGAGAUUAGUUUUUGUUUCCGCUAGCACUUUGUGUUGCAGUGUCCUCAUGAUUGCACAUUGCCUUUUGAAUAGUGCUUUGGGCUAAAAGGAAAAGAGAAUUGUGCUUUGUGCAUGACUUGACCAACUGAGUGUGGAUUUGGAGUAUGUAACUUACUGUUCAAACCUUAUGGCAACUUGUCUAAUUCGUUUGUUAAACAUUUGUAAAUGCUGGUAGAGUGCUAGAUCCAUUGUACUGAUAUGCAAUUUUUAUUAUUUUUAAUUAAUGAAAAUGUUUUUUUUUCCCUCAUUGUUGCAUGUAAGAACAAAUGUUGUUUAUAGUUGUAAUGUUAUUACUUAAUAACCUGAUGAGUACCGGAGUUAAUAAUACAACUGAUUUAUGACCAUUCAAGGAACUUUGUGUACUUUGUAAAAUAAUUUGAACCUAAAUAAAUGAGUUUCAUCCUUUUUGGGGAUGUGGCA